AGAUGUGUGGACUGACAAUCAAAUCUCAAACUGCUGCGCUGCUCUGGCCCAUUAGACGAGAUGGACCGUCUGACCCCUAGAGACCUGGCUGUGGCCCGCUUCAGGAGGAAUCACGACUUCAUUGAGGCCAUCUUCGACGAGAAGAAGAUUGCCAAUCUCGAGCCUCCUCCCUCUCCUUAUGCUGAUCUGUCCAGGAAAGAUCUUCAAGCGCAGCUAGACCUGUCAGAAGCGCAGACGGCAGAGAUGAAGAGACUCCACGAGGAGCGCAUCCAAUCGUUCAAGCAGAAUAUCAGUGCAGAACAAAUCGAGAAGGACGUAGCAAGACAAGCAGAGGUUAAUCCUGAGGAGGAAGCAGCGCUCGAACCGUGGGCAAGGAACGCCGGGAAAGGCAGAAGACUGACUGCUGGAUUUGCAUACGUUCAAGCUCGCACUCCCGAAGUGGUGAAAGGAGCCCUGAGGGCUAGGGAGACGGCUUUGGCAGAACAGAGGGCGGAGCUAAGCGCAGGUCAGGAGACGGCUGAGGCGAGGCAGCAGAAGGCUGCCGAAGAUGAAGCGAUCCGAAAGCUCAACUUGGAGCAUGGGAUGGAGCCGCCUGCCCCCGUCAGCAUGCCUCCUCCGCCUCAGCAGCCCCGACCCCCGCAACAACAGCAGCCAGUGCCUCCACAACAGCUACAGCAGCCAGAACCUCAAGAAGUUCAGCAGCUUCAGCCAACGGACAAGGCUCCUACAGACGUCGCAGGCGAAGCUGUAGACGCGGAUGCCGAAGCAGAUGCGGAUGCAGAUCCCGACGCUGAUGCUGAUGCCGAUGCUGACGGCGAAGGCGAAGGUGAUGGUGAUGGUGAUCAGGAAAUGGUCGAGCUUGUGGACAACGGGGAAGGCGGCGCUGCUGGAUUGGCGGCAGUGCCAGAAGCAGCUGCGGAUGGACAGGCUCAACAGACACAAGAAGAAGAGGUAGCGGAUGCUGCGACCGCAAAUGAAGAGGCGGAGAACCUCACACACCCUCUCUCAGCAGAGGCCGAGGCUGCCGCAUCGGCGCCCGAAGACGCGGGUACAACGAUGCCGACAGAGGCCACACAGGAACUUCCUGUGGUUUCUGAAGCUGCUCCAGAAGCUGCCGCCGAGGCUGUCCCGGAAGCCGCUACUGAGGCUCCUCUCGAAAGUGUCGUGCCGGCUGAGCCCGAGACUGCGACAGAGACUGCACCCGCGGCUGCAACUGAGGCAACUGGAGACGCAGAGACCGCUACAAAGGUCGUGCCCGAACCCUCGGAAGCGAGUGCGGGAGUUCCUCCGGUCGCCGAAGAGGUUUCGCAGCAGCAGCCGUCAGAGGAGAUCAUGAAGGCUCCUACGCCACCACUGGAUGAAAAUCUGGCGGAGAACGAUGCGCCGAAGCAGCUGUGAGGUGACGAAGUGGUAGUGGUGUCCUCUUCGUCGUCAUUGGCUUCAUUUCGCCUCUGUCGGUAUCUUUGUCUGUUUGUACAAAUAUAAUUGCUAGUCACAGUCAUCCUGCUCUUCUCCUUUACACCUGAAAUCCUUAUAUCCUUUCCGUCUGGGCCGGCGCUAUUCUACUCGGUGGCGGCGACGACAUUGAUGCCGGAGUGGAAGCUGACGUGG
Molecule: messenger RNA, 1611 nt
Organism: Microstroma glucosiphilum
Lineage: Eukaryota; Fungi; Basidiomycota; Exobasidiomycetes; Microstromatales; Microstromataceae
Exons: 3
Coding region: 61-1398 (445 amino acids)
Source: RefSeq, a predicted model, not a curated record